AGAUAUCAAUUCAAACUAUUUUGCAUUAGCAAGUUGUUUAUUGGAUUGAUCAUUGUUACGUUUUUUCGCGAAUUCUGCAAUAAAAUUAAAUACACGAAGCACAAACCGGUGAAAAGUGAUUAAUCAUGUGAUAGUUGUUUAACAUAUAUAGAAAGUAUUACAAACAUUUUUACAAAAGCCAAAGCAAACUGUUGUCCAGUGUGUUGCUGGCAAGUGAUUCACAAUAUCGAUCCGUUUCGGUUUUCUUCAUCAUGACGUGAUUUUCACCCGACGAGGAAAAAAGUGAUAUUCAGAGGGACAUUUGCAUUUUUUCACCUUCGACGCCUCAUUCCGCAUUCUGCUAGCAGUACUAACUAUGCCAAGUACGUUACUCUUUGCCAAUAGUAAUGAGGGCCGAGUGUAUGCCCUCUCGACGGGUGGAUCCGCCUGGCGUGAGUUCCUUUAUCUGGGACUGGAGUUCAAGCGAAUAUCCGUGGUUCCGCACUUUAUGUGGGCCAUUGGAGGUGAUCGUCAGGUUUACGUCCAUGUGCAUGGUCUUGACAUUCCAAUCCGUAUCAAAGAGGAAGCUUAUGAAAAUGAACGAUGGCUACCGAUCGAAGGAUUCUCGAGUAGAUUACUACCAACGGAUCGGUAUCAUUUUUCUAACGCGGAUGGUACUGUCGACAGGAAUAUUGACAAGAUUCGGCUUCCCUCUAUGGCUUGGCAAUGGGAUGGCGAAUGGCAGCUUGAUCUUACACUAGAAGGUCAACCGCUGGAUCAUGAUGGAUGGACCUACGCUGUGGAUUUCCCGGCUACCUAUCACCCACAGAAGAACUGGAAGUCUUGUGUGCGUCGUCGGAAAUGGGUACGUUUUCGGAGGUAUUGCGCGUUGAAUUCCUGGUGUGCUGUAGCUCCAUUGCAUAAAGACCCGACGCAGGAACCAUUUAUUGACGUGGCGAUUAAUGGGAGCAAUGUAAGUGGUGCUGCCCCGGGAUUGCUACUCGUUUGGGCUGUGACAGCUCACGGACGGGUAAUGUUCCGUUCAGGUGUAGGAACGACAUCUCCGGAAGGUCUUCGCUGGACUUCGGUCACCACUCCGUCGGGGUGCGAGGUAUCGCAAAUAGCCGUUGGGCCAACUGGGUUGGUUUGGGCGUCACUCUACAAUGGGAGGGCAAUCGUACGUGCUGGCGUUACCCGGGAUGCUUUCAUGGGGACUACUUGGUUGGAAGUGAAACCACCUGGUACUAAUCUGAAAAUCACUCAGGUUUCCGUAGGAACUAAUUCGGUUUGGUGUGUCACAAAUGACAAUCACGUUUGGUUCCGGCGGGGAGUUCACGGCGAAGCAUCCGGGAUCAGUGAGGAUGCAGCGAUUGGAAGUGGCUGGGUUGAGAUGGUUGGAAAUAUAGCGUACAUUUCUGUGGCACCGAACGAUCAAGUAUUUGCUGUAGGAUCAGAGGAUCGUGCACUUUAUUUCCGAUCUGGAGUAUGCAGUUCGGAUCUGACUGGCAAAAAGUGGCGACUUAUUCAGUUACCUUUGCAAAUGAGUCGAACGUCAAGUAAUUUCUCGCUGUCUAGCAAACGGAGUGGAAGUGAUUCACCUUCUACGAAGCAUCGUAGCUUGAACAGUUUGUAUAGGGAGAAAUUGCAACAAGAGAACACUUCGCUGGUAGAGAACAAUGAUGAAACUUCACGUUCUGCGCCGACUGUGAAUCCAAAGAUUAGGCCGGAGCUAUGGCAUAAGCCGGAUAUCUCUCCGGAGGCGAUAAGCGGUAAGAGAGAACCGCAACACGUUGGCAGCCUGGUUGAGAAAAAAGUGACAAGAAAUCUUUCCAGCGAAACCGUUGUCGCUUCCAGUGCACCGUUGAACGAAGUGUACGAGAUUUCCGGUAAGCAAUUGAAGAAUUCGCGUGCUUGGAGUCCUGUGAGAAGUGUUGGCUCGGUGGUUGGUACCGAGGCACACCCGGAGUCGGAUUCGAGUGUGUUUGAGGGUGAAAGUUCGCGAGACUCGGGGGUCUUCGGUGAGUACGAAGAUCACGGCGGGUCGCAGAAUUGGGCCGAAUGUGAGGUGCUGUGGAUUGGAUGUGCUGCAGGAGCUGUCACCGUCGAUCCAAACCAGCUUCCGAGUUGGUUUAACGAUAGUUUCGCAAAUGCUUCCCAGGAAGAGCUUACACAACCCUGGCGUGUGAGGAUUUUGGACGAUCUGAAGCAACGACCUCCAGGACCGUUGGAAUGUAGCGAGUUUGCGACUUACGAGAAAGCCAUCGAAAUGUCUUCCUGGGUAAAGUCCGGUGAAGCUCGAGCUGCCAAAUCCGGGCAUGCUUUCGAGGAUUGCCUGAUCGAGCUGGAAUGGGUCAACAAUCAGGGCACUGGACCCGAUUCCGGGACGCUUACGAUCUUAAACCCGGAUGGAAUAACUACAAAGAUGCAAUUCUCCCUCUCGGAAAUCACCAGUAUUAUGUGCUGCAGUGAACCUGGUUCACCGAGACUGGCUAUCCAUGCGCCUCGACUACCCCCGGGAUCAUCUCCGAUAAAGGUUCAGUUCAGUGGGGACACCGAUCUAGAGGAUUGGAUCUCCCAUCUGACGUCCGUUUGUUGCCAAAUCAAUGAAGUACACGGUAAACCUUCGCCGCGAUCGGUGUGGAUCACUUCCAACAUGGGUGACGUGUUUGUAUUCGAUCCAACCAAUUUGGAGGCUGCGCAGUGGCAAUCCGAGUACAAAAUCUUCCAGCAGAAGAUUGACGUUUCAGCAGCUGAAACGCCAUACCUCACAUCCUUAUACAAUGGAAUGGUUGUCGGAUCUCGGUUGGACAUAUCUGGCUUUGUUUACGAUGACGCCGAUCAGAUUCGGUUCGAUCUGCAAAGCCAUCCAACGGUUCGUUUGCGGCACAAGAUGGAAUCGCAACGCAACAUUCCAAUGCACAUAAAUCCCCGCUUCAACGAAAGAAUUACCGUGUUCAACUCGAUGGCGGGGUCACACUGGAACGAAGAUGAAAAGCGGGACAGCAAGAUGCUGUUUUCGCCAGGGGCAGAGUUUAGGUUGGAAAUAAGGAGUGAAUGCGAUGGUUUUCGAAUUACGGUUAAUGGAGAGGAUUAUCCUAGGUUUAAAUAUCGAUCCGGGUUGACCCCGGAUGCGAUCUACAGUCUGUACAGCAGCGGUCGUGUCAAAAUAUUCAGCAUUGUUUACGAGAGUCCCAAGCUGAUUCUUCCGCUGCGAGAUGUCUUCUGGCGCCAGAUCGGUGGCCACCUACGUCGGGUACAGUCUAGCAAGGCUGGCGUUGUUUGGGGAAUUGGCUACGAUAAUACGGCAUGGGUUUACACUGGUGGUUGGGGCGGAGCAUUUCUCAAGGGAUUGGAGACUAACAAUCAGGGAAUCAAUUCAAUGACCGAUACACACAAUUUCUAUAUUUACGAAAAUCAAAGGUGGAAUCCUUUGUCCGGAUUUUCUACGACUGGCCUACCGACGGAUCGGCACAUGUGGAGUGAUAUUACCGGCAAGCACAAACGCAGCAAGGAACAUACAAAGUUGUUAUCCAUGCACUGGCAGUGGGUAAGCGAUUGGUUAGUAGACUUCCAUAAUCCGGGUGGGGUUGAUCGUGACGGGUGGCAAUACGCAGUCGAUUUCCCGGCAAGUUACCACGCAAAGAAACAGUUUACGGAUUACGUCCGUCGGAGACGAUGGUAUCGGAAGUGUAGACUAACGACAACCGGACCCUGGCAGGAGGUUGGAAAUGCAAAAAUAAUUGACGUUUCGCUACAACCGGAUAGCGACGAAGUGGAUUGCAGUAUUACAGUAUGGGCCGUGGCUGCCAACGGUGAUGUACUCUAUCGACGGGGUGUUAGUCUUUCGCAACCAGCGGGUACUGGUUGGGAGCAUGUGACCUGUGAUCAACCGCUAGUUAGUGUUAGUUGCUACAAGAACAAAGUUUGGGCAAUCGGGAAGAAUGGUUCCUCCUACUGGCGCUGUGGAAUCUCCAGUGAUAAUCCGCUGGGUAGCAAGUGGCAACCGAUCGAACCUCCCGGUGGAGUCACUUUCAAGCAAAUCUCAGUCGGUAAGGCAGGCAUCUGGACCGUGGACACAGCGGGUCGGUUAUCGGUGCGGAAAGAAAUUACCACUACCUUUCCCGAGGGUAGCCACUGGCAGCUGUUGUCGAAUAUCCAAAAUGAUCCUCCCCACUACGAGGGUAACGUUGGCUUCAAGAACGUAUCCGUCGGGGAUCACGUCUUUGCGGUAUCUCAGUCGGGAUAUGUUUGCAAAAGAAGUGGAAUCUGUGUGGAGAAUCCCGCCGGAAGUGGUUGGACGCUUGGAAUUCAGGGCAACUGGCACUAUGUGGAUGUGAAUGGGUUCUACAAUUAGAGUUUAUAACCAAAGAAAGUCUCAGUUAAAUUUACCAAAAAAGGCCAUUCGAUCUACCCAACCGUACUUUAGGUGUUAUACUUCUAUUGGAUAAGCUAUUGUAUGUUGCUGUCAUUAACAUUGAUGCUGCAAUCGAAUAAAUUUACCCAUCAUAUGCUUCAAAA
Molecule: messenger RNA, 4497 nt
Organism: Topomyia yanbarensis
Lineage: Eukaryota; Metazoa; Arthropoda; Insecta; Diptera; Culicidae
Gene: Pex23
Product: tectonin beta-propeller repeat-containing protein
Exons: 6
Coding region: 356-4333 (1325 amino acids)
Cellular component (GO): membrane
Molecular function (GO): carbohydrate binding
Source: RefSeq, a predicted model, not a curated record